AUGUCUCUAUUCGGAGAUGACGACGAGCCUGUUGGCGCAACAAUCCCGUCAAAGUCGCGAUUAUCCCUCUUCGACGACGAGCCAAGUUCGACCCCAGGAUCCAAAUCUUCAUUAUUCGCAGAUGAUGACGAUGUUUCGGGAGGCUCGCCAUGGGGUACAUCACUGCCAAAGAAGCUAGACCGGGGAGCUUUACUAAAAACUCUUCUUCCUACAUCCGACGUGCCCGAGAGUUAUAUUGACAUCUUUGAUGAUAUACUCAAGGAUGGCAAUGAAUCCAAUGGAAAACUUAGUAGGACCGGCGUGACAAAACUUUUAGAUGCUGCAGAUUUGGGUCCCGAGAAGUCGAGCUGGAUCAUGAAAAUUAUUGCCCCUACUUCACAACCACAAGAUCUAGAACGGAGCGAGGUCAAUGUACUAUUGGCUUUGAUUGGGUUGGCUCAGGAAGAAGAGGAUGUCCAUGACGUUACACUUGAUGGUGUAGAUGAGCGACGAAGGAAUCUCCCAGUGCCAAAGCUUGCAAGCUUGACAAACUUAGCAACCGCAAACUUAGAAUCCUCUGCGACCGAUGAAUCAACUGCGAAGCCUGCUCAGCGACCUGCAACCCCACCAUCUGUACCAUCCAUACAUAACUCAUUAAUGUUACGAAAAGACUCCCUGGAAUUUCCCGAGGCUGAUCCAUGGGGAAGCCCGGCUCUUCACAAAGGUCAUAAUCAUGCUAGUCCCAGAUCGAAUGGAGCCCCGACAAAUGGAGCACGCGAACCUGUGAGAACCGUAAGUGGCUUUACAAAUACUUCUACAGGACCAUCAAAUGAAGAUCGACGUCAGCAGUCUAGAAGUGCUCCUAUAGAGCCUGCGAGUGGAGGAUGGGGCUCCUAUGAUGCGAAUCCAAAUUUUAACAACUCAGCAACACCACCAAUUGGUGGUAGUGGUGGAUUCGGUGGCGAUGGUGGAGAAGGGGAACGGCCAGAGGAAGCUGCUCCGCCAGCCCGCACAUUUGGCGGUGGCCGUGUGACUAGUAAUGGAGCAGAAGAGAAUAUAGUCGUCACUUUGUUAGCUGAGAAAGAGGGAAUGUUCUUAUUCCAACAUCAUAACUAUCAAGUUUCUUCUGUUCGCAGAGGAAGUAAGGUUACAAUUGCCACUCCUGCCCCAAAGAGAGUCGCAGUAAAUGGAAAUCAUCUGGCUGCAGAAAGCUCAUUUAUGGAGAAACGCAGAAGAGGAUUAGCACGGUUUUCCAAUGCACUUGUCCGACACCCUGUUCUUAGUCAAGAACAAUUGGUCAUAAUGUUUUUGACUGUUCCAACAGCUAAUCAGCAUCAGGAGCUUGCUGUUUGGCGAAAGCAGGCUACUAUAUCUGUUCAGGAGGAAUUUGUUGGACGACCACUACCACCGGGACUAGAAGACUCCCUUCCCCCUACUCUGAACGAUCUCUUCGCCCAGACUCGAACUGGUAUCCGACGAUCUGCAGAAGCCUAUGUUAACAUGUGCAAUCUUAUGGACCGCCUAGCAAAACGCAAUGAAGGACUUGCUGCAGAUCAUUUACGCAUGGCGCUUUGCUUACAGUCGCUCACUGAUGUCUCUCAAGACACCUACGCUAUCGAUACCAAUGAUGUGCCACUGCUGAACGAGGGUCUUCAUUCUACUGCCAAGCAUCUUUCUAAUAGUCAAAACAUUCUCGAAGAUGAGGCUAAGGCCUGGGAUCAAGGCGUUCUAGAAGACUUAAAGAAGCAACGAGACUCUCUUGUCAGCAUGAGAGAUAUGUUUGAGCGUCGGGAUCGCUAUGACAAAGACAAUAUUCCAUAUUUAGAACGCAGGAUUGAAAACAACGAGAAUAAAUUGGUGACAAUACGAUCAAAGCCUGAAAACAUGGUUAAGCCAGGAGAAAUUGAAAAGGUUACAGAAGCCAUUAUCAAAGAUAAGGAGUCUAUUGUAGCUCAGCAUGCACGAGGGAUAUUUAUUAAAGAGUGCAUAAGAGAUGAGCUCAUCUACUUCCAAUCAACACAAUAUAACAUCAGUCGACUAAGUCAAGACUGGGCACAAGAACGUGUGAAGUACUCCGAGCUUCAAGCCCAUAACUGGAGACAACUGGAAGAGGAGCUUGAGAGUAUGCCACUUGGGGAUUAG
This is a messenger RNA of Botrytis fragariae, 2121 nucleotides long. RefSeq names its product putative sorting nexin mvp1 protein. Gene Ontology annotation, biological process: retrograde transport, endosome to Golgi; protein targeting to vacuole. Lineage: Eukaryota; Fungi; Ascomycota; Leotiomycetes; Helotiales; Sclerotiniaceae. The record is from RefSeq and is a predicted model, not a curated record. The coding region runs from base 1 to 2121 and encodes 706 amino acids. Gene Ontology annotation, molecular function: phosphatidylinositol-3-phosphate binding. The transcript has 7 exons. Gene Ontology annotation, cellular component: endosome.